Molecule: messenger RNA, 1922 nt
Organism: Amphibalanus amphitrite
Lineage: Eukaryota; Metazoa; Arthropoda; Thecostraca; Balanomorpha; Balanidae
Product: phosphatidylinositol N-acetylglucosaminyltransferase subunit A-like
Exons: 13
Coding region: 101-1423 (440 amino acids)
Biological process (GO): GPI anchor biosynthetic process
Cellular component (GO): glycosylphosphatidylinositol-N-acetylglucosaminyltransferase (GPI-GnT) complex
Molecular function (GO): phosphatidylinositol N-acetylglucosaminyltransferase activity
Source: RefSeq, a predicted model, not a curated record
AGAUUCUUGGGUCCACGGUCCACUGAACUAUACUGAUACAAUAACCCGGUUUACAUAGGACUGCCAAACUGUGUGUUAUGCUGAUUGUGCAGCUUUCAUCAUGAAGUACAGUAUUUGCAUGGUGUCAGAUUUCUUCUAUCCAAACAGUGGUGGGGUUGAGGCCCAUGUGUUUCAGCUGUCUCAGUGCCUUUUGGCUAUGGGUCACAAGGUCAUUGUGGUCACACACAGCUAUGGAAGCCGUGUUGGCAUUCGCUACAUGACCAGUGGCCUGAAGGUGUAUUACUGCCCCUACAAGACGUUCUACAAGGGCUGUGUGCUGCCGACCAUGCUGACCACCCUGCCUCUGCUGAGGAACAUCUUCAUCCGGGAGCAGGUGGACAUCGUACACGGUCACUCAGCAUUCUCCACGCUGGCGCACGAGGCGAUGCUGCACGCCGGCAGCAUGGGUAUCCGGACGGUGUUCACGGACCACUCGCUGUUCGGCUUCGCUGACACGUCGGCGAUUGUCACCAACAACUUCCUCCAGGUCUCGCUGGCCCAGGUCGACCACUGCAUUUGCGUCUCCUAUACCGGGAAAGAAAACACGGUGCUACGAGCGAACGUGACCUCACACCGAGUCUCCGUGAUCCCAAACGCGGUGGACAGCGCCGCCUUCACGCCGGAACCUUCUCGCCGGAGCUCAGAUAGGAUCACGGUCGUCAUGGUGUCCCGACUGGUGUAUCGGAAAGGAGCAGACCUGCUCGCCGGCCUGAUCCCGCUGGCAUGCCGCAAACACGACAAACUGCAUUUUUUGAUCGGAGGCGACGGACCAAAACGGUCCAUGCUUGAAGAAAUGACUGAGAAGAAUCAGCUGAGUGAUCGGGUCACUUUCCUGGGCGAACUGAAGCAUUCCGAGGUGCGAGAUGUGCUGGUGCAGGGCGACAUCUACAUCAACUGCUCGCUGACAGAGGCUUUCUGCAUAGCCAUUGUCGAGGCGGCCUCCUGCGGACUGCAGGUGGUGAGCACACGCGUCGGCGGGGUGCCGGAGGUCCUGCCUCCCGACCAGAUCUGGCUCACCGAACCCACAGUCGAAUCCCUUCUGUCCGGGCUGGACGCGGCCGUGGCGGAGGCCGGCCGGCCGAGCGCCCUGUCCGCCUGGGACCGGCACCGGCGCGUGGCUAGCAUGUACCGCUGGCAGGAGGUGGCCGCCCGCACGCAGGACGUGUACGAUAUCGUGUGGCGGACGCCGCGGCGGGACCAGCGCAGCCAGACGAUGAGGUACUUGUCCUCGGGGCCACUCUCGGGAAAAUUCAUGAUCGCUGUCCUCUUCCUGCUUCGGCUGUAUUCAGCAUUCCUAGAAUGGUUUCAGCCGAGAGAGGACAUCGAGCUAGCGGCGGACUGGCAACGGGGCUUUCGCAGCGCAAAUCAACCGCUACAGCAUUGAUUAGCUCAAGAAGCUACACUGUAGCAGCGCAGUGUCGACUCGAGGGUUCAACAUUCUAACGUUUUGCUUUUAGGAAUGUGGCCGUGUUAGCUAAUUGGAUGAAACCUGAUAUAUUUAGAGAACCAUUGAUAAUGCCUCACAUCAAACUAGUGGUACAUGAGGCUGUUUCGGCUCACGAGCAUCUGGAGUAAGCUAUCUGCAGUGAACAGUUUGUAAUUGUGGACCUUGUUGGUCAUAUUACUAGUCACAGUGUUCAAAAUGUGUGUAUUGUCAUGGAGCAACCAGAAAAGUAGGAAACAUAGUGCUUUGCACUGUUAGCAGAAACAAGACUUGUGUACUGCCAUCAUGUUUGUUCUUGUUGCUUGAGAGUUGAGCAAUAUCAAGAAAGUGGGUGUGAUCUUACAACCUACUGACUGCUUGUUAACUUGCUAUGUGCUAUGGUUUACAUUGACUUUGUCAGCAACUUUAUAAAUAAAAUGCUCACUUUGUAUUUGCAAGA